CUUGUUUUUAUUACCGCCAUUUUUUUUGUUUUUCAGAGAGGAAAAAAGAAAAAAAAGAAAAAACCCCGAUCUUGGCGAUCUAUAUCGAUCCACGUCGCCAGAUAUAUAUAGUUAAGUAAAUAUAUAUAUUUUUCAUGGAACAUGAUCUAGUCUGGCCAUGACGCUCACUACCUAAAGUCAUUCUUUACCUAUAUUUAAUACUGAAUUGGUCACUUGCUUGUUAUGCAGUUCGAGAUCCUGUGGAAGCAUCAAUGGCAUCCGACCAAGUCGAAAUGUCUACAUCUCAAACCAAUAAACAGCCGCCGCCGCCGCCGCAGCAACAACCAAGCCUGCCAUCGCGCAUCAUUUCUUCCCUUUCUAUAGGAUUGAUUUCAGCUGUCUGUCGAGGCUUCCUGUACGGAUUGAAUUCAGUCGAGGUCACCGGUCUUGAGCGAUUCUUAGAAAUCCUCGACCAGCGGAAAGAUGUCGAGAAUAGGCAGAGGGGCCUCAUUACGGUUUCGAAUCAUAUUAGUAUACUAGACGAUCCCGUCAUGUGGGGAGUGUUGCCGCUGAAAUAUGCCUUCAAUCCCUCCAACCACAGAUGGGGCCUGGGGGCUCAUGACAUAUGCUUCAAGAACAAGUUUCUCGAGUCUUUCUUCUCUUAUGGUCAAGUGUUGCCAACCCAUCGUUUGCAGCAUUCGCCACACGGGGGGCUUUUCCAGCCCACCGUUGCACAAGCGAUUCGUCUAUUAUCAUCGCAACCCUUCGUCAGCCCAAAGGCACUGUCCUCGGAGUCUCGAGGAGACGUCCCCGACCCGUUUACCUCGGGUGGGCUCACGUACACGUACUCAACCACAGGAACAGACUCCUACCCAGCACCAUCAGCGUACUUGCAGAACCGGCACAGCUGGGUCCACGUGUUCCCCGAGGCCUGCGUGCACCAGCACCCGCAGCACUUCAUGCGCUACUUCAAGUGGGGCGUAUCGCGGCUGAUCCUCGAGAGCGAGCCCAUGCCCGACGUGCUGCCCAUCUUCAUCGACGGCACCCAGCGCAUCAUGCCCGAGGACCGCACCUGGCCCCGCUUCGUCCCCCGUUUUCCCGUCAAGCUCCGCGUCGCCUUCGGUGACCUCCUCGACGCCGAGGAGACGUUCGGCGACCUCCGCGCCCGCUGGCAGGACCUCGUGCGCCGGCACACAAGGAGCGCGGACCCGAAGCAGCAGCAGCAGCAAGAGGCACUGCUACUGCCCAUGGGCGAGCUGACGGACGAGCUCAAGUAUGGCCACGAGGCCGUGAGCCUGCGGAUCGAGGUCGCGAGGCGAGUCCGCGAGGAAGUGCUGAAGGUUAGGAGGAGCAUGGGCUAUACGGACGAAGAGGACCCUAGCUAUGAACUGGCGGAGACGUGGGCGAGGGAGCCGGACAAGAAGCGGUUUAGGAGUAAUGUUGAUGAUGGCUUGGUUAACAGGAAGGACUAAGCUAGGCUAAAACGGGGGAAAGGGG
Hypoxylon fragiforme is the source of this 1476-nucleotide messenger RNA. Its product is annotated as acyltransferase. The coding region runs from base 252 to 1451 and encodes 399 amino acids. Gene Ontology annotation, biological process: inner mitochondrial membrane organization; cardiolipin acyl-chain remodeling. NCBI's taxonomy places the organism in Eukaryota, Fungi, Ascomycota, Sordariomycetes, Xylariales, Hypoxylaceae. The transcript is spliced from 4 exons. Gene Ontology annotation, molecular function: 1-acylglycerophosphocholine O-acyltransferase activity. Gene Ontology annotation, cellular component: mitochondrial membrane. The record is from RefSeq and is a predicted model, not a curated record.